AUGGAAGAACAGGCCGAAGAUCCGAAGACGAAGCUUUUUGAGUCCAUUGAUAAAAACGACAUCGCCGCGGUUCAGGACUUACUCGACACCGAGAAAGUUAAGGCAGACUGUUACAAGGAUGUAAGAAAUCCUGACGUGUGUAGUUUGCUGCUGAAAGCGGGUGCCAAAUUGGACGUCAGCAACGGAAUCGGUCGCACAGCAACCGAUUUAGCUGCAUUUACCGGUCAAUACCGGUGCAUUUGCGUUUUGAGAAACUUUAUACCGUUCAGCGAUCUCGAGAAGUACAUAAUUAGCAAAGGUUGCGGUUCCAGCGCUCGUCUGCCCCCCGAAAUCGCUGCUUUAUUAUACGAGCUCCUUUUGUCACCCAACGUCCACCCGGUUCACGUCGUUUUAUUUCUGCGUCAUCAUCCAGAGUUGCGUCAGUAUCGUAAGGAAGUGUUAUACGUUACCGAAGAUUUGAUGGAAAGCUUGAUCAAAACUUCCGAUUGUAACGAGAUAAUGGCUUUCAAGUUCAACAUCAUUUUGCAUACUCUUCAAGAGGUAUUUAAAUUUUUGGAACAUGACGGUGAAAAUGCUUCAAAGCCAGACAAGGAUAAGUUGCUCACGUUUGCAAAGAGCUUACUGGCGGUAGAUGCAAGCGGAAAGGCCAGCCAUUUUAAUAACUUUCUGAUCGUGGCCAUCCAAAAAUUUCCAUUCAAGCAAACGGUUGUUUACCAGCAGAUUGUUCAAGAAACCUGCACCAGUAGUCAGGACGACUGUGUGCCAGCUCUAGACGCUAUAAAUGAAUUAGUUAUGGGACAGUGUAUGGCCACCAAAGAGACGUUUUGUGUGUCAUGUGGUGAGCCAAAUUCUCGUCUGCGGUGCUCUUCUUGUAAAAAGGACAAUUAUUGCUCAGUCGAAUGCCAAAAGUUGCACUGGUUCGUUCAUAGAAGAACAUGUCUAAAGCCGUCCAAAACGCGCGCGAAAGACGAGCCACUUGCCGGCCAGCAACUAACUGCCAAAGCGACGUCUUGA
Molecule: messenger RNA, 1014 nt
Organism: Soboliphyme baturini
Lineage: Eukaryota; Metazoa; Nematoda; Enoplea; Dioctophymatida; Soboliphymatidae
Source: the annotation of a GenBank genome assembly